Loxodonta africana (African savanna elephant) is the source of this 1413-nucleotide messenger RNA. It is a transcript of the gene FGF10, whose product is annotated as fibroblast growth factor 10. The record is from RefSeq and is a predicted model, not a curated record. The transcript has 3 exons. Gene Ontology annotation, biological process: positive regulation of epithelial cell proliferation; positive regulation of epithelial cell migration; secretion by lung epithelial cell involved in lung growth. NCBI's taxonomy places the organism in Eukaryota, Metazoa, Chordata, Mammalia, Proboscidea, Elephantidae. Gene Ontology annotation, cellular component: cytoplasm. Bases 1 to 642 code for a protein of 213 amino acids. Gene Ontology annotation, molecular function: type 2 fibroblast growth factor receptor binding; growth factor activity; chemoattractant activity.
AUGUGGAAAUGGAUGCUGACACAUUGUGCCUCAGCCUUUCCCCACCUGCCCGGCUGCUGCUGUUGCUUCUUGUUGCUGCUCUUGGUGUCUUCCGUCCCUGUCACCUGCCAAGCCCUUGGUCAGGACAUGGUGUCACCAGAGGCCACCAACUCCUCUUCUUCCUCUUCCUCUUCCUCCUCCUCCUUCUCCUCUCCUUCCAGUGCGGGGAGACAUGUGCGGAGCUACAAUCACCUCCAAGGAGAUGUCCGCUGGAGAAAGCUAUUCUCUUUCACCAAGUACUUUCUCAAGAUUGAGAAGAACGGGAAGGUCAGCGGUACCAAGAAGGAAAACUGCCCGUACAGUAUCCUGGAGAUAACAUCAGUGGAAAUUGGAGUUGUUGCUGUCAAAGCCAUUAACAGCAACUAUUAUUUAGCCAUGAACAAGAAGGGGAAACUCUAUGGCUCAAAAGAAUUUAACACUGACUGUAAGCUGAAGGAGAGAAUAGAGGAAAAUGGAUACAAUACCUAUGCAUCCUUUAAUUGGCAACAUAACGGGAGGCAAAUGUAUGUGGCACUGAAUGGCAAAGGAGCUCCAAGGAGAGGACAGAGAACACGAAGGAAAAACACCUCAGCCCACUUUCUUCCAAUGGUGGUACACUCGUAGAAGAAGGCAAUGCUUAUGGAUGCAGUAGAACCAAAGGCUGUUUUGUCAGGAAUAGUUGGUAAUCUUCAUGAAGACAGUAGCUCAAAAGGCAAAGACACGAUGCAGAUGUCUGUGCACCUGAAGGAAAUGAAGCCUUUGAAGGUUUUUGUACUCAUGGCUGGCAUACGCUGUUCUUUUAAUUAGUUCCGUGUCAUGCCUUAUAAUCACGAUAUAGGCAGAUUAAAUGGAAUGAAAGUGAUUUUCAAGCAAACAACGUUGUGGCUGGGUUUUUUGUUUAGUUCUUGUUUUUGUUUUUUAACCUCUGAGAUAGAACUUUAAGGAUACGGGACAGUCAGUUGAAUGAUCUUCGGGGAAGUUAUUUAUGGAAUAGGAACUCAUAUCAAAGACUUUCAGUGCUCAUUCAAGCCUAAUGACUCAAUGAGUAGAAAGACACGCAAGCAUUUACUGGAAAGCACUUGGGUCAUAUCACAUGCACCGCCAAAGAAGUUUUGGGUGUGGUGUCAUGGAAGAAUUGGAUAGGAUUAAGAAAUAUAAACAUGUUAGUGUAAAACUGUUCUAACAAAACAAAUAGUAUGGUAUGCUUGUGCAUUCUGUCUUCAUUCCUUUCUAUUUCUUUCUAAGUUAUUUAUUUAAUAGGAUGUUAAAUAUCUUUUGGGGUUUUAAAGAGUCUCCUCAGCAGCUGCCCUCUGAUUUUACCUUUCCUUUUUCUUCAGCACACCACAUGCAUAUUCAUGACAAAAUGUUUUUAAAACUUGGCAAACACUUCAAGAA